Molecule: messenger RNA, 5428 nt
Organism: Nematolebias whitei (Rio pearlfish)
Lineage: Eukaryota; Metazoa; Chordata; Actinopteri; Cyprinodontiformes; Rivulidae
Product: slit homolog 1 protein
Exons: 28
Coding region: 331-3993 (1220 amino acids)
Biological process (GO): axon guidance; negative chemotaxis
Molecular function (GO): Roundabout binding; heparin binding; calcium ion binding
Source: RefSeq, a predicted model, not a curated record
GCAGAGCAGAAAGUGAGAGGAGGACAGACGUGUGCAGACCAGAGCGCACCAACUCCACAAAGACAAGACAGGAGAAGAGUUUGGAAGGAGAGCACAAGAAACCAAAAAGAUUUUUUUAAAUUUUUAAUUUUACGACAAACUAGUGGAUAUCAAACCUGCUUUAUAAAUACUGAAGAACAACAAAAAAGGGAUUGUUGUGGCUUCAUUUUUGAGAAGAAACUCUUUUUCUGUUGAUGUUCACCAAGUCAUUCAACUGAUUCCAGCAGACUUGUGAGGUGUUGCAGGACUUUGGGAAGCAGAAGCGGUGAAGGAAAGGUUGCUGUGGUGAACAUGUCCAUUCAAGAUAGCCGCUUUGAGCCAAGAAUGGGCAGACUGGCCGGACAGUGGAUGUGGGUGGUGAUGCUCUUUGCCCUGGUUGUAGGCAAAGCCGGUGCCUGCCCAGCCUUGUGUACCUGCAGUGGCACCACAGUAGACUGCCAUGGACUGGCUCUCAAAUCCAUGCCAAGGAAUAUCCCCCGCAAUACUGAAAGACUGGAGCUGAAUGGAAAUAACCUCACACGCAUCACCAAGAGUGACUUCACUGGUCUGAAGUACCUCAGAGUUCUACAGCUGAUGGAGAAUCACAUUACAGUGAUCGAGCGAGGGGCCUUUGAUGACAUGAAGGAGCUGGAGCGACUGAGGCUGAACCGUAAUCAGCUGCAACAGCUUCCCGAAUUGCUGUUUCAGAAAAACCCUGCCCUGUCUCGACUAGAUCUGAGCGAGAACUUUAUCCAGUCCAUCCCCAGGAAAGCGUUCAGGGGAGCCACAGACAUCAAAAACCUCCAGCUGGAUAAAAACCACAUCAGCUGCAUCGAGGAUGGAGCCUUCAGAGCUUUAAGAGGCCUAGAAGUCCUAACGCUGAACAACAACAACAUCAGCAGCAUCCCCGUCUCCAGCUUCAACCACAUGCCCAAACUCCGGACUUUCCGUCUCCACUCCAACAACUUGAACUGUGACUGUCACCUGGCUUGGCUGGCUCAGUGGCUCAGACAGAGGCCUACAAUCGGUCUAUUCACCCAAUGCACCGGCCCUCCCGAGCUCAGAGGACUCAAUGUGGCAGAGGUCCAGAAACAUGAAUUCAGCUGCUCAGGACAUCAGGAGUCCUCCAGUUUGCAGCCAUGCAGCACCGGUGGAGGCUCUUGUCCCGCCAUGUGCACCUGCAGUAACAACAUCGUGGACUGCAGAGGAAAAGGACUGACUGCCAUCCCAGCCAACUUACCUGACAGCAUGGCUGAAAUACGUCUGGAGCAGAACGGGAUUAAGUCUGUCCCUCCCGGAGCCUUCUCUCCCUACAAGAAACUUCGUAGGAUAGACCUGAGCAACAACCAGAUCUCAGAGAUAGCUCCAGAUGCCUUCCAGGGUCUGCGUUCUCUCAACUCCCUCGUGCUGUAUGGAAAUAAAAUCACAGAUUUGCCCAAGGGGGUGUUUGACGGCCUCUACUCCUUGCAAUUGCUGUUGCUGAAUGCCAAUAAGAUUCACUGCGUUCGUGCCAACGCCUUCCAGGAUCUGCAGAAUCUCUCACUGCUAUCGCUGUACGAUAACAAGAUCCAAACACUCGCCAAGGGCACCUUCACGUCACUGCGAGCGAUACAGACCCUUCACUUGGCCCAGAACCCGUUCAUCUGUGACUGUAACCUGAAGUGGCUGGCAGACUACCUGCGCUCCAACCCGAUUGAAACCAGCGGCGCCCGCUGCGCGAGCCCUCGCCGUCUCGCUAACAAACGCAUCGGACAAAUCAAGAGCAAGAAGUUCCGCUGUUCUGCCAAAGAGCAGUACGUCAUCCCAGGUACUGAGGACACCCGUCUGAAUAAUGCCUGCAACACGGAUCCAGUUUGUCCUCCCAAGUGUCGCUGCGAGUCAAAUGUGGUGGACUGCUCCAACCUGAAGCUCACCAAGAUCCCCGAGCACAUCCCUGCAUCCACAGCUGAACUUCGCCUUAACAACAAUGAGCUCACAACUCUGGAGGCAACUGGAGUCUUUAAGACCCUUUCCCAACUCAAGAAAAUUAACCUCAGCAACAACAAGCUCACAGAGAUUGAGGACGGGGCAUUUGAAGGUGCAUCGUCCGUCAUUGAGCUUCACCUCACAGCCAAUCAAAUCGACUCGGUGCGGAGCGGCAUGUUUCGAGGCCUCGAGGGGCUGCGUAUGCUGAUGUUACGGAACAACAAGAUCAGCUGUGUCCACAACGACAGUUUCACAGGCCUUCAUAACGUCCGUCUGCUCUCUCUGUACGACAACCAGCUGACCACAAUCACUCCGGGAGCCUUCGACACACUGCAGACUCUCUCCACUCUUAACCUCUUGGCCAACUCCUUUAACUGUGACUGUCGGCUGGCCUGGCUCGGCGAUUGGCUGAGGAGCAGGAAGAUUGUGACGGGUAACCCUCGUUGCCAGCGUCCGGCCUUCCUGAAGGAGAUCCCUCUUCAAGAUGUAGCUCUGCCUGACUUGCGCUGUGAGGAUGGUGGGUGGGAGAUGUGUGAAGAAAUGGAAGAUGUGUGUGCUCCAGGACGAAGCCCCUGCAAACAUCAGUCUACCUGCCUCAUCACCACAUCUGGACCUAAGUGUGUGUGUUCUCCUGGUUACGUUGGUGACGACUGCAGCGUAAACUAUAACGACUGUGAGGAGCACCGCUGUCAGAACCGAGCUCAGUGUGUGGAUGAGCUCAACGGUUACUCCUGCAUCUGUUCUGCAGGAUACAGCGGCCAGCUGUGUGAGGUUCCUCCUUCUCCGCUGUCUCUGUGUGAGCUGGCCGACUGUCAGAACGACGCCCCCUGUGUGGAGCGAGGUGGGCGCGCCCUGUGUCAGUGUCCUCCAGAGUUUGGGGGGCCACGCUGUGAAAAGCUGGUCAGUGUCAACUUCAUUGACAGAGACUCCUACUUACUGCUCUCUGACCUCCAGAACUGGCCCCAAGCUAACAUCACUCUGCAGGUUUCUACAGCUGAGGAUAACGGUAUCCUGCUGUACAAUGGAGACAAUGAUCAUAUUGCAGUGGAGCUCAUCCAAGGCCACGUUAAGGUUAGCUACGACCCCGGCAGCCAGCCAGGACACGCUAUUUACAGCACUGAAACUAUCAACGAUGGUCAGUUCCACACGGUGGAGCUGGUGACCUUCGACCAGAUGGUGAACCUGUCCAUUGACGGGGGUCUCCCUACCACAAUGGACAGCGUUGGGGCGGUGCGGCCCCUCAACGGGGAGGCGCCGCUAUACGUGGGGGGCAUGCCGGUGGACGUUCACUCUGGCCCUUUCCGGCUCUGGCAGAUCCAGAACGGUUCCAGUUUCCACGGCUGUAUCCAGAACUUGUACAUUAACAACGAGCUGCAGGACUUCACCAAGACCCAGAUGAAGCCCGGUGUGGUGCCGGGCUGCGAGCCGUGCAAGAAGCUCUACUGUGUUCAUGGCAUCUGCCAACCCGAUGGAGUCCAGGGACCAGUGUGCCACUGCCAACCGGGCUGGAGCGGGCCGCACUGUGACCAGCCUGCUCUCAACCCCUGUCAGGGCAGCAAAUGCGUCCAUGGAAAGUGCAUCCCUCUGGACGUGCAGUCGUACCGCUGUGAGUGCACGGAGGGUUACCGAGGCGCGCUGUGUAACCAACAAGGGGAGCUGUUCAACCCCUGCCGCCACCUCUCCUGCAAACACGGCCGCUGCCAGAUCUCAGACACAGGAGACGCUUACUGUCACUGUGAAAACGGAUACACCGGGGAUCUCUGCGACGCAGAGUCCGAGUGUCGAGGCGAGCCCGUUCGAGACUUCUACCAGGUGCAGCGAGGGUACGCCAUCUGUCAAACCACCCGCAUGGUCUCCUGGGUGGAGUGCACUGGCGUUUGUGACGCGGGGGGCUGCUGCGGCAGCCAGAGGAUGAAACGCCGGAAAUACACCUUUGAAUGCAGCGACGGAACGUCCUUCAACGAGGAGGUGGAAAAGACCAUCAAGUGUGGCUGCGUGGGCUGCAUGUAGCACCGAUGGCGCACAUUUCCUGCUGCUGGCGCGAAGCAGAAGAUGGAAAGCAGGCAAGGAAGAUAGGAAGGGUGGAAGAAAACUGCUGAAACGUGAAGGAGGAAAAGUGAAAGAGAUUAUACAGAAUAUAUACAAAACCUCUAUCUAUAUAUUAUGGACAACAAUGUUUGUAAAAUAGAACAUUUGCUCCCCUUCUGAGGGCGUGUGACCUGCAGAAAAACCAACACCAUGAGCAUCAGUGUAGAAGUGACAACAGCAACAAAACCAUCGUGUCUGCAACAUUGUUCCAACGGGGUCCAGAGAUUUUAGAAGUGCUGCAUUCAGAGUUAGGCAUCCUUCCAACCCAAACUUUCCCAUUUGAAUGCCCCCAUCUAUCUGUGAGGCCUCUGACCGAUCAGCCGCCAUCGUUCAUCGUUACUUCAUAGAGGCAGUGAGGUCUGUUUUGGCUGAGAAUGGCAGAGAGAGAACAGGACCGUUUGACUUGGCAAAGCUAUCGAGUUGAGCUUGGCUGGGUUGGGCUCUGCUGGACACGGUUUGGGUUUAGUUGCCGUCAGAUUGGUGUAGCGAUUUCCCCACCAGGAUACUUUCACCCGUCCACACAUGUACAUGUAAGAAGCAAGAAGUGGGUUAGAGCAGCACUUAAUCCUGUGCAAAUGUUGUGGCUUAAAACGAGGCUUGGUGCUCAGAGGUGAAGCGGAGCUCCCGUAGCCGUAGAGACUGCAGCGACGAGCGGCACUGGAAACAGCAGUACAUGAUCGCACACGCAUAGCACACACACAGUCUUAACACGGAUCGAGAGGCCUUGUGUGGCGCAGCUGUUCUUACAGUAAACCAGCGUGGGGGAGGCAGUGCUUCUCAGCCCCCAGCAUGCACUGCCUCAGGGUUAGGAUGAUUUUGCGUAAUCCCCGCUCCCUCUGAGCAGGAGGCCCAGUAACCCUGCUCCUCGUGCAGUAUUAAACCUGUGCAAACUGUUGCAUGUGUGAAGAAGAGGUUUUCAACACAAGUGUAGAACUUCUUCACAUCGUUAUAAAGAUUAUAAAACAAAAGGUUUAAAAAAAAAAAAAUCGCAUUUCGUUGUUUUUAUUUUGUUCUCAUUUCUCACAAGUUUAUUUUGUUAUAUAUUUUUUUCUUUUGAUGUACUCUAACUCCUUUAGCUGCCCACCCCUACAUCUCUUUAUAUUGAAAUGCCUAACAGAUUCUAAUAUAUAUACAUAUAUAUUUGUAUUUUGUUUUGGUAUAGUAUUUUUCUAUGUUAAAGAGUAAGCUUGAUUUAGGAAGCAUUUGGACUGACGGAAAAGCAUUUUGUUUAUUCUCUGUGUUUUUUUUUUGUUUUUUUAUUUUACUUUGUUGGGCUCAGCUUUUCCAACAAAGUAAAUAGUUUUUUUGUUUGUUUGUUUUUUUAAUGCAACAGCCGGUUGGCCUUGUUGUAUAGGAG